Bemisia tabaci is the source of this 1628-nucleotide messenger RNA. RefSeq names its product nuclear factor Y-box B (gene Nf-YB). Gene Ontology annotation, biological process: regulation of transcription by RNA polymerase II. Gene Ontology annotation, molecular function: RNA polymerase II cis-regulatory region sequence-specific DNA binding; protein heterodimerization activity; DNA-binding transcription activator activity, RNA polymerase II-specific. The record is from RefSeq and is a predicted model, not a curated record. Gene Ontology annotation, cellular component: CCAAT-binding factor complex; nucleus. NCBI's taxonomy places the organism in Eukaryota, Metazoa, Arthropoda, Insecta, Hemiptera, Aleyrodidae.
GGCAUCCCCCACCACUUUUGUCAGUGUUUUUUGAUCGCCAUUGCUUGCUUUGUGCCUGCGACAUUUUCCCAAUAGCUUUUAACUUUUCUGAGCCCAAAUCUUUGAGUGCCUCUACGUUCAGUUUAGAUUUUCUCGCGAUUAAUAUCAGCGCCGUGUGAACUUACGAGUUUGCUUCACGAAUUGCGGUCCUUCGAUCCCGCUUAUUGGUCGUUUCUUUCAGGACACAACUGAUUGGUCAGUGCUCACGAAUCCUCGGAGUCAAUCGAAUCCUCCAUUGGGGAGCUUUUUCCGCUGAUUCGUCAAUCUCAUUAUAUAGCCUAAUCGCGGUUCAUCCAAACAUUUUGCAAUGGAUUGUAACAGUGACAGCGGCGACGAAAUUAGCAGUGCUUUUUUGACUGGAAACGGGCAAGGUUACAUCAUCAACGAUGACAUGGAUGAUGAUGCUGUGUUGACUGGGGAAAAUUCAGAUGAUUCAAAUCAUGAUGGUGACCCAAAAUCGUCCAGACCUCUCAGAGAACAAGACAGAUUCCUGCCCAUUGCAAAUGUUGCUAAAAUUAUGAAAAAAGCCAUUCCUCCUAGGGGCAAAAUUGCCAAAGAUGCCAGAGAAUGUGUCCAAGAGUGUGUUUCUGAAUUUAUCAGUUUCAUCACAAGUGAGGCAAGCGAACGAUGUCAUCAAGAAAAAAGGAAAACAAUAAACGGUGAAGAUAUUCUUUUUGCGAUGACAAAUUUAGGAUUUGACAAUUACAUAGAAUCGUUGAAAAUUUACUUGCAAAAGUACCGAGAGGCUACCAAAGGCGAUAAAUCUACUGGACAUAUUUAUGAAGAAAUUGAUGAUUGCUUUGCUUCACCCUCGAUCUCUGGUAAUAUGAUAGCCCAAAAUGGACAAGAAGAUACUAUUGUUUACACAACGUAUCAAGAACCUCUUCAGCAGUUUCAUAUGACAUAAGAGACAACGUUUGGAAAAAUAUUGCAUUUUAACUUAAUCCAAUGAACAGUCUUCACUUUACCUUUUUCCUCCCCAAAUUCUGAUUUCUUUCGAUAUGAAUAGUCAAAUUGAGAAAUUAAUUGAAUUGGUUUUUGGGUUCUUUUUUCCUUUAAAGUCUGUUAGAGUCCUUGACAAGUAAGUUUACGCUCUUCUAGCCUGCGACAGAAAAUUAUCUGUCGCCACUUUUACAUGUAAAGUAAAUGCAAGGAACACUAUGGCAGAUCUUCUUUCGCAGUCUAAAAGUGCCUAUACUUAUUUAGUGAGGCCUCUAGCACAAUUAAGCAGCAAGAAUCUCGAAAAUAAAGAAGUACAAAAAUUUCACUUGUCUGGUCAAUAUUUUACAGUUUGAACAUGAAGGCAUAACAAGCCAAGACCUGUUUGUAACUGUCGCUCAUUAUAAUCUAUCAAAAUUCAAUUUUAAACUUUCAAAAAUCAUUAUAUCAUCUUUUACCCGCAGGAUUAAUUUUAUCUGAUAAAUAAAAUAGAUGUAAAUAAUUUUACCUGAAAGUUAUCAUUAUUGUUAGGCGAUCUAAAAUCUUAAUUGUCUGAUCUUAUGUUUGUAUUUUUUGCAUUGAUCCGACUUAUUGUCUAAGCAUUUGUAUAAAGUAUACAGAGCUUAAAAUAAAAGAAGUGUCCCAUUUUA